Rhea pennata is the source of this 909-nucleotide messenger RNA. Its product is annotated as carbohydrate sulfotransferase 8-like. Lineage: Eukaryota; Metazoa; Chordata; Aves; Rheiformes; Rheidae. The record is from RefSeq and is a predicted model, not a curated record. Gene Ontology annotation, cellular component: membrane. Gene Ontology annotation, biological process: proteoglycan biosynthetic process; carbohydrate biosynthetic process. The transcript is spliced from 2 exons. Gene Ontology annotation, molecular function: sulfotransferase activity. The coding region runs from base 1 to 909 and encodes 302 amino acids.
AUGCGCUUCCUUCCCCGCCUGCUCCUGGCGGCCGCACUGGCCACCGCCGUCCUGCUGGUCUGCCGGCUGCUCCUGGGGCGCCGCGGAGGGUGUUUUCCAGACGACCUGGCUCCCAGGGCAGAGGAGUUCCCCUCUCUGACGUUGGACACCUUCCUUCAUGUCCAGCAGCUUCGGAAGAAGAGGCUCAGAGCUUUCUGCAGCCGCUUAGCCAAAGCGCCCACGCUACCGGAGAGCAGCGAGGAGCGAGCCCGCAUGCUCUCCAGUGUGAGAGUCAGCACCAAGCUGGACUUCCUCUAUUGCCAAGUGCCAGCGACAGGGAUGGAGGGCUGGCAGUGGCUUUUGGAGAAGCUAGAAGAGAAAGAAAAUAUGACGGUCCUGAUGCCGCUUCCCUACCCUCGGCAGCAUGCUCUGCAGACACAGCUGAGCAAGUUCAAUCAGACCAUGAUAGAGGCCAUGAUGGGCUCCUACACCAAAAUACUGUUUGUCAGGGACCCUUUCCAGAGGCUGAUCUCAGCUUACAUGCAAGGCAUGGGCAGCAGUCCUUCCUUCAGCAGUUUUGUUCAGGAUGUUUUAGACAGGGGACAGUACAACGCCAGCCUGGAAUCAAAGCCGCUUGUCAGCUUGUGCUGGCCUUGUCUCAUCCAGUACGACUACGUGAUGAUGUUUGGCUUCCUCAGGCAGGAACUGAGUCACCUGCUGCAUCGGACUGGGUUGCCAAAGGACAUCCACCUCCCUGAAUUCACUGACACCCAGGUGCGGUGGACCUAUAUGUGGUUAUCAGAGCAACUAUUCAGUGAACUGUCCCUCAAACAGAAGAAACAACUGUCUCAUUUUUAUCGCUGGGACCUUUCUGCUUUCCAGUUUUCUAACAGUUUGCUAUCAGACCUCCUCAGCACACCAGAGACAUAG